AUGUCGUCGCAACCUCAAAUCUCCGAAGCGAGUACUAGUGUGGGUUGGUAUAUUCUUGGAUUGGACCAACAACUUAUAGGUCCUUACACUACCUCUGAGUUGCAGGAGCAUUAUUCAAGUGGAUACUUGACCCAGAACACACUUGUAUGGUCGGAAGGGUGCAGUGACUGGCAGCCGCUAUUUUCAGUUCCUGGGUUGUCUAUUAAUGCUCAACAGGAAAUUGCACCAGAUUUGGUGCCUGACACCUCUAAAGAGGAAGAUGAGUUCAAAAAGUGGCAAAGAGAAGUUACUGAGGCAGAAGCGGAGGCAGAGGCUGAGGUUAAGGUAAAUGUUGACAAUGAAAGGCCAACGACGCCACCUGAGGGUGAAGAAGAAUUCACCGAUGAUGAUGGAACUACGUAUAAGUGGGAUCGAACUCUUAAAGCUUGGGUACCUCAGGAAGACAUACCUCCGAAAGAUGAGUAUGCUCCUGAAGAUAUGACUUUUGUGCAAGAAGAAGAAGUUUUUCCAACUAUGAAUACUGAUGAGUUGACAGUGAAAAAAGAGGUUAAAGAUGCUGUUGAAGCUGAUAAAGAAAAGCCAAACAACAAACGGAAGUUGCCAGAUAAUUCAGAUGAUAAGAAAGGUGCGGAUAAGAAGGAAGCCAACAAACCUCCUGAUUCUUGGUUUGAAUUAAAAGUAAAUACUCAUGUUUAUGUCACCGGCUUGCCUGAGGACGUUACUAGUGAAGAGAUAGUUGAAGUUUUCUCCAAGUGUGGUAUUAUAAAGGAGGACCCUGAAACAAAAAGACCUCGGGUGAAGAUUUAUGUAGACAAAAAAACUGGAAGAAAGAAGGGUGAUGCUCUAGUAACUUAUCUUAAGCAAGCAUCUGUACCUCUAGCUAUUCAGAUUUUGGAUGGGGCACCUCUUAGGCCUGAUGGUAUGAUUCCCAUGACAGUUUCAGAAGCUAAGUUUGAGCAAAAAGGUGACAAGUUUGUAUCGAAGCAAGUGGACAAGAAUAAGAAGAGAAAGCAUCAGAAGGUCGAGCAGAAAAUGCUGGGAUGGGGUGGCCGUGAUGAUGCAAAGGUGUCGAUUCCAGCAACUGUUAUUCUUCGCUACAUGUUCACCCCUGCAGACCUUAGGGCUGAUGAGAAUUUGCGAUCCGAAUUAGAGGAGGAUGUACGUGACGAGUGUGGCAAACUUGGCCCCUUGGAUUCUGUCAAGGUCUGUGAGAAUAACCCGCAGGGUGUUGUGUUGGUGAAGUAUAAGGAUAGCAAGGAUGCUCAUAAGUGCAUAGAAUUGAUGAAUGGCCGAUGGUUUGGUGGAAAGCAGAUACAAGCAAGCAUAGAUGAUGGAUCUGUAAACCAUGCUUUAAUACGGGAUUUGGAUGAAGAGACUGAUAGACUGGAGAAGUUUGGAGCUGAACUUGAAGCUGAUUGA
This is a messenger RNA of Striga hermonthica, 1419 nucleotides long. The record is from the annotation of a GenBank genome assembly. Lineage: Eukaryota; Viridiplantae; Streptophyta; Magnoliopsida; Lamiales; Orobanchaceae.